CGGCCGCCCGGCUCCGGGGGUCCUGCCCGGCAGCUGGUUCCCAGGGACCGAAGCCAUGGCCGCCCCGAGCUCCCGCUGCGGCCCCGCGGCCGCGGAAGCCGCCUCUCCGCGGGACCCAAAUCAAAGAUUAAAUGAAGUCCUUAUGCAUCAUCAAAUGGAAAAUUUUUCUAAAUUCUCAACUAACCAGAACGCUGUCCUCAAAGGAGAUGGAGACGACACAUUAGUAAAUUCGGUAGUUGAUCAAAGCUUUCUAGCUCUUCUUAUUACUGAGUAUGAUAAACAUCUGGAAGCAUUAAAUGAACAGCUAAAAUAUUAUCAGCAACAAAUGGGUGAGAUGAAAUUACAACUUGAAAAUGUCAUUAAGGAAAAUGAAAGGUUGCAUGGUGAGCUAAAAGACGUCGUUGAGAAGCAAUUGGAGGCCCUUCCCUUCGACUCAGAGAUGGGAAAGGAAGUGUACACAGAUGAGCAAGUGGUCAGCAGCCUUCAAGAGCAGCUGCAGCUAGCCAAUCAGGAAAAGGACUGUGUUGUGGGGCUGUGGCAGGCUGCCUUACAGGAACUGAACACGCUGCAGGAGCAUCACCAGGAAUGUGUGACCAAGGCCCAGAUGGGUGCAGUCGAAAGCCAGAAACAACAGGAUCAACAGCUGACCCAAAAUCUUCAUGCUGUUAAGAACAUAGAAAUGGCUAGCCAACACUUCCUGAAAGCAAUAGCUAACCAAAAUGUGGAAAUCCAGCAGCUCCGAAAACAAUUUAGGCAAUCCAAGUUGGAUCUGAGAGUUGCAGCAGCCAAAGUUGAAGAGUUAACUACAGUGACGGAGCAGCUGCAUGGUCAGAUGCACAAAAAGGAGGAGGAUAUGGCAUCUGCCCGAGAAAGAGAGGAAGCAUCAGAAAGAUUCUCACAGCAACUACAGUCUAGCAUUAAAAUAUUAGAAUCAAAGUUUUCUGUGACAUCCCAAGAAGCCAAGGAACUAAAAACAGAAAAAGCACGUCUGGAAAGAGUGGCCAGAGAGCUGCAAGCAAGGUGCACUGCGCUGGAGAAAGAGAACUAUGCAGCUGCGGCAAGAGUUAGAGACAGCAUGAAACUCUUAGACGAAGCUCACCUUAAAAGAGACCAGGCGCUGCUCAAGGAUAAACAAAAAGAAGAAGAGAUAGAGAAAAUGAAAAAAACAAUUUGUCAGCUGAUACAAGAUAGUGCCUUGAAGUCCAAGGAAGAUGUUGAAAGUACAAAAAAACUCUGUGAAGUACAGAUUUCUCAAGUAAUGGAAGAACUCUCAGCUCUUCGGAUGGAAUGCGAUGAAAAACAAGAACAAAUCGAACGAGUCAUUCGGGGGAAAAAGGCUGUGGAAGAAGAACUAGAAAAGGCCUACCGCGAAGGAAGAGGGAGUGAGGAGGGUUACAGAAAGCUGGAAGAAAUGCACCACCGAUGCCUUGCUGCAGAGCGUUCAAAAGAUGACCUUCAGCUAAGCCUGAAGAGAGCAGAAAAUAGAAUAAAGCAACUUGAAAUUAAUUCCUCAGAAGAGAUAUCACGUUCCCAUGAGAUGAUUCAGACCCUUCAAACUGUAUUGGAGUCUGAAAGAGAGAACUGUGGCUUUGUCAGUGAGCAGAGGCUGAAACUUCAGCAGGAAAAUGAACAGUUACAGAAGGAGAUUGAGGAGUUAAGAAAGAUUGCAGUGGAAGCUCAAAAGAAGGCCAAAUUAAAGAUCAGUACAAUGGAGCAUGAAUUUUCAAUAAAGCAGCAUGGGUUUGAAGUUCAGUUGCAGGAGAUGGAAGACAGUAAUCGAAAUUCCACCACUGAGCUGAGGCGUCUCUUAAUGACACAACAGAAAGCAGCCAACAGGUGGAGAGAAGAAACCAAGAAACUGACUGAAAGUACAGAGAUUAGAAUCAGCAGUCUAAAAAAUGAGCUGAGUCGACAGAAACUUCAUACCCAAGAGCUGCUUUCCCAGCUGGAAAUAGCAAACGAAAAGAUAGUAGAGAAUGAAAAGUUAAUUCUAGAACAUCAAGAAAAAGCCAACAGACUUCAGAAACGACUAAGUCAGGCUGAAGACAGAGCUGCCUCGGCUUCCCAUCAGCUCAGUGUGAUCACAGUGCAGAGAAGAAAAGCAGCCUCCAUGGUGAAUCUGGAAAAUAUUUAAAAUAUUCAUGAUUGGCUGGCAGCAUGGCCUUGGGAAAGCCGUUGGACUAGAAUGCGUGGCAGUGGUGUGUGCAGGGCGCGGCCAAGGCGCGAGCCUUUCCCCCUGGCCUGCGGGCGUGGGAGACGUGGCAGUUUCCUGUCAUGAAGAGCAUGGCGCUUGGCACGAGCACUCCAGUGGAGAACACAUCCAGCAAGGACUCCCUGCCGUCAGCCCCGUGCCUGGUUUUCAUCUCCGGUGCCCUUGGGAGAACAUUAUCAUUUUUAAUCUAUGCUAAUCAUGAGAAAAAAGUUUUAAGAAACUGUGUGAAUUGGUUAUUCCAGGUUUUAGGAUUUGGAGAUUUCAUAUCCACUUGUCACCCAUAACUCAUUUUCAAUAAGUGCCUGU
Molecule: messenger RNA, 2518 nt
Organism: Perognathus longimembris pacificus (Pacific pocket mouse)
Lineage: Eukaryota; Metazoa; Chordata; Mammalia; Rodentia; Heteromyidae
Gene: Sclt1
Product: sodium channel and clathrin linker 1
Exons: 22
Coding region: 56-2134 (692 amino acids)
Biological process (GO): cilium assembly; clustering of voltage-gated sodium channels
Cellular component (GO): centriole
Source: RefSeq, a predicted model, not a curated record